Molecule: messenger RNA, 2054 nt
Organism: Camellia sinensis
Lineage: Eukaryota; Viridiplantae; Streptophyta; Magnoliopsida; Ericales; Theaceae
Product: xylan glycosyltransferase MUCI21
Molecular function (GO): glycosyltransferase activity
Source: RefSeq, a predicted model, not a curated record
UCCUUCCUUCCUUCCUCUUUAAUUUUCUCUCUCUCUCUCUCUCUCUCUCUCUCUCUCUAUACACCCAUUCCAAUAACCAGAGCAACACCAGAAACCCUUCCACCAAAGAACCAAAAUCCCAUUUGUUCUAUUCUCUUUCUCUCCCUGUUUCUGCACUGUUGCAGAAGAAGAUGGUGCACUAUCAGAGAUAUCAUCACCCCUUCAACAAGGGUGUAGAUGUUGUUGAUGAAGAUGAGGAUGAAUCACAGACUACCCUUGCUUUAGUCUGUGGAAACUCUGCUACUAACAAGAGAACCAGCCCCAAACGUCUCUCUCUCCUGUUUCUCUCUCUUCUCUCCUGCUGUUUGAUUUUUGCUCGUUCCGACUUCUCUCUCUUAUAUUCAUUUGGACACGAAGAUGCAAGCUUUGGUGCUGAGAUCGAUGUAAAUGCUCCCCUUUGUUCCUCAAUCCCAAAUGGAACUAUUUGUUGUGAUAGAAACAGUAUUCGAUCAGAUAUAUGUAUCAUGAAGGGGGAUGUGAGAUCACACUCUGCAUCUUCUUCAAUCUACCUUUAUGCCUCAAGAAACAUCCAUGGUUUGAUUGAUUAUGUUCCGGGCUUGGCUGAAGAUGGUGAUGAAGAUGAUGAUGAAGAAGAACUCCGACACGAAAACAUUAAGCCUUAUACCCGAAAAUGGGAGUCAAGUGUUAUGGACUCUAUUGAUGAAUUACACCUAAUUUCAAAAAUAGAGAACGCGAGGACACGACAUAGGUGUGAUGUCCAGCAUAAUGUCCCAGCAGUGUUCUUUUCAACCGGAGGCUAUACUGGUAACGUUUAUCACGAAUUCAAUGAUGGAAUUUUGCCUCUCUACAUUACUUCUCAACAUUUCAACAAGAGGGUUGUGUUUGUUAUUCUUGAGUAUCAUGAUUGGUGGUUUACUAAGUAUGGUGACAUUCUUUCGCAUCUAUCGGAUUAUGCGCCAAUAGAUUUCAGUGCAGACAAUAGAACUCAUUGCUUCCCAGAAGCCAUUGUUGGUUUGAGAAUUCAUGAUGAGCUCACUGUUGAUUCUUCAUUGAUGGAAGGGGGUAAAACCAUUAGAGAUUUUCGAAAUCUCCUAGAUCGAGCUUAUGGGCCUCGAAUUAGGGGUUUAAUUCAAGUUGAGGAACGCGAAGCCCAAUUGAAUUUGAAAGAGACGCUCUCUUUACCACCGUCAUCAAGAAAAGAACAGCAGGAAGAAUUGAAGAAACCAAAAUUAGUCCUCUUAUUGCGAAAUGGGUCUAGGGCAAUAACUAACGAAGAUUUGUUGGUGAAAAUGGCAGAGCAAAUUGGGUUUGAAGUGGAAACUUUAAGGCCUGGUCGGACAUCUGAAUUGGCAAAGAUUUACCGGGCGCUUAAUUCAAGCAAUGUUAUGGUUGGUGUCCAUGGUGCUGCCAUGACUCAUUUUCUGUUUCUGAGACCAAAAUCGGUGCUUAUUCAGGUGAUACCUCUUGGAACAGAAUGGGCAGCAGAGACUUAUUAUGGAGAACCAGCAAUGAAGCUUGGUUUGAAAUACAUUGGCUACAAAAUCCUCCCUAGAGAGAGCUCGUUGUACAAUGAAUACCAUAAGAACGAUCCUGUUCUGAGAGAUCCGAGCAGCGUGGUCAAGAAAGGAUGGGAAUUCACUAAAAAAAUCUAUCUUGAUCGUCAAAAUGUGAGUUUGAAUCUUGGAAGAUUUCGAAAGCGGUUGGUUCGUGCCUAUGAUUACUCUUUUGCUAAGAAAAAGAAUUUUCAUCUUCAAUCACAGUAAUCUCUAGUUUUUUUUUUUCUUUUUUGAUCUCUCACUCAUUUUUGACUGUUGUAGAUUCCAAACCAUCAGAGUGAUCUUACAUGUCUUCUUCUGUAUGUACAUAAACUUGCAAACAAAUAUGCUUCUUUUUGACUGUUUCAAACAGAAGUUCAUUCUUUUAUUUUUCUUAUACUUUUUUGGUCAUUGCAAUGUAUUGUAAAGAGUUCCCACAUGAAGUUUGACUGCUUUUAUGAAAUAAAAGAAGAAAAAAAAUGAAAUCAAUGAUGCUAUAGUUGAUUUUGUUUUUCCUCA